AUGGGUCAAGUCAUGGAGAUACUACAAGUCAUUAAGGCCAAAUUAGACACCCAAACGACAGUCGUUUCAGAAAUCAUCGGUCCCACGAUUGAACCCCAACCUGCAUGGGCAAUGCCUACUACUUGGCCAGUCUUCAGUUUACCUCCCGGCUUCACACCUCCAGUUGAAGGCGCCCCUGGCGUUGUAAAAUCCACCCAGCAGACGGUUCCUCUACCAACUAUCAAUGAAGCUCAUUCUGUGGUCCACACAUUUCCACCACCCCUUGUCCAUGCAUAUUUGCAACCUUAUUUUGAAGAUCAACAACAUGCUCUAAAUUUUUCUGACGAAGACGAUGAAAGGCAUGAAGACAUAAGAGGAUUGAAAGAGAAUUUCCAGAUUGUUAAGAAAAGGUUAAGGGCUAUGAAAGGUGACCAAGUGUUUGGUACUGCUGCUAGAGAUAUGUGCUUCGUGUCUGGUCUUGUGAUUCUCGCAAAAUUUAAGACUCCGAAUUUCGAUAGGUAUGAGGGCCACUCAUGUCCUAAAAGUCACCUUAUUAUGUACUAUCAGAAAAUGGAUGCGUACGUUGAGAACGAUAAACUUAUGAUACAUUUCUUCCAAGACAGCUUGAGGGGUGCUCCAUCUAAGUGGUACUCAAGCCUGGGUCAAAGCAGAAUUCACUGUUUCCAAGACCUAUCUGAUGCUUUCAUCCAACAUUAUAAGUAUAAUAUGGAUAUGGCCCCAGAUAGAAGGCAAUUGCUCAGCAUGUUCCAGAAACAUAACGAGUCAUUUAAGGAAUAUGCAAAAUGA
This is a messenger RNA of Lathyrus oleraceus (garden pea), 786 nucleotides long. RefSeq lists its product as uncharacterized. Lineage: Eukaryota; Viridiplantae; Streptophyta; Magnoliopsida; Fabales; Fabaceae. The transcript has a single exon. The record is from RefSeq and is a predicted model, not a curated record. The coding region runs from base 1 to 786 and encodes 261 amino acids.